AUGGACAGCAAUUACAACUCAUUUGGCGGCGGAGGAGGAUUCAUGCCGGGCGAGUCGAGCAGUCCGUCCGGAGGCAAGACUGGUGACCGGGACAACAAAACCCUCCGUCCCGUGACAGUGAAGCAAAUCCUCGACGCCUCACAGCCCUUCCCCGAAGCCCCGUUCCAAAUCGAUGGUGCCGACGUCGCCAAUGUCCUCUUCAUGGGCCAAGUACGCAACAUCAGCUCCCAGAGCACAAACGUAACAUACAAAAUUGACGACGGCACGGGCGAGAUCGAAGUCAAGAAAUGGGUCGACUCCACCACCGCGGACAACAUGGACACUGACGAAGGCAAAGCGCCCGGCGAUGGGAAGAGUGAGCUCGUGCUCAACGGUUUCGCACGGGUCUUGGGCUCCAUUAAAUCUUUUGGUAAUAAGCGGUACAUUGGUGCUCAUUCUGUCCGGCCCUUGUCCAAUAUCAAUGAGCUGCACACUCAUCUGCUUGAAGCUACUGCUGUGCAUUUGUUCUUCACCCGCGGCCCUCCUGGUGCUGCUACUGCUGGUGGUAAUGCUGCUGGUGGUGCCGAUGCUGUUAUGGGUGGUGCGGAUGACUACAGUGCGGGACAGAACAAGGCUCUUGCUUCAAUGUCGCCUGUUGCGAAGAAGAUUUAUCACUUGCUCAAGACUGAACCUCAGGAAGAUACGGGCCUACACCUGCAGGUCAUCGCUUCUAAACUGAACAUCCCUGCGAGUGAAGUGGCCAGGGCUGGUGAGGAGUUGCUCGGUGGUGGUGUGAUCUUCUCCACUAUGGAUGAGCAGACAUGGGCUAUUCUAGAGUACUAG
Molecule: messenger RNA, 822 nt
Organism: Penicillium griseofulvum
Lineage: Eukaryota; Fungi; Ascomycota; Eurotiomycetes; Eurotiales; Aspergillaceae
Exons: 3
Coding region: 1-822 (273 amino acids)
Biological process (GO): double-strand break repair via homologous recombination; nucleotide-excision repair; DNA replication
Cellular component (GO): DNA replication factor A complex; nucleus; chromosome, telomeric region
Molecular function (GO): DNA binding
Source: RefSeq, a predicted model, not a curated record